GCUAGGUCUCAUGCUUCUGCUCUUGUUUUGACGUCGGGUUAUGUUCUCUGUCCUUUGAGGGUAGAUUUAACUUACAUUCUAAAAUAACUGAAAAAUGACACGUUAGAGCAGACCUUCCUCACAUUUUGGCGUCCGUUUCUUAUUUGAUGAGAAGGACCAUCCGCACCAAAGAUGCUCGGGAAAGUGUUAUCUUCCACUUUUGUGACAAAGUGUUGCACUGUUAACACUAUGUCACAAAUUUCCAGGAGAUAUGCCGCGAAAAAGACGUUGACCCAACGAUAUCAAGACUUUUUCAACCCAAGUUUUCCGAAGCCGCCUUAUAAUUUUAUCUGCCAGAUUGGUGAUCCCAUUCUGAGACAACCAUGCGAUGUGGUUGAUGAAAGUCUCAUUAACACUCCAGGUUUCCAAGAUAUGAUCGCUCACAUGUGGGAGCUGCAUAGAACCCAUGAAAUUCUUGGACUGUCAGCGCCACAAAUAGGAUUACCGUUACAAGUAGCAGUAAUCGGCUUUACUGAAGCACAAUGCAAAGAACGGGACUCCAAAUAUAUAGCACCAAUUCCUCACAGGGUGCUGAUUAAUCCAAAAUUUAAAGUUUUGGAUCACAACAUUAAAGUUACUGAAUCAGAGGGUUGCGCAAGUGUGUGUGGCUAUAGUGCUGAAGUAUCUCGAUUUGCACAUAUUCAAGUAGAAGCACUCAAUGAAAAAGGAGUCAAAGAAACUUGGAAAGCAAGUGGGUUUGAAGCAAGAGCUAUCCAGCAUGAAAUUGAUCACCUGCAGGGCAUAAUUUUUGUUGACAAAAUGGAGGCUAAGUCUCUUGAGUGCUCAGUUUGGCAACAUGUAAAUUUGUAUAAGGGCCAAGGAUAUAUUUCCUUUGGACCAGGAAGGAGAACUUUCUUGUCUAAGAUACAAAGACUUCUGUCCUAAAAAUGUAACAUGCAAUUAAGAAUCAUUUUAAAAAAUGUAAAGCAGUUUGACAAAAUAAUUUAAGGAUUAAGUGUUCAAAAUAAUGUAAUUGAAAAAUUCUGCAGAACUAUAUGGCCAUUUGGUUAAAACGUAUUAUAGGAACAUCUUAAAAUAUAAAGGUUUUACAUAUUUUCUAUGAAAAUAAGUACAUACUGCAAUAAGGUUACACUACUCAAAUUGCACAUGCAGUUUCACAAGGCUCCAUUACCCACACCAGUUUAAAAAAUAUCUUGUACAUUUGGUGAAUGUCAAUCUUACAAAAUGCUUUUUAACAAGUGUUGAUAACAGUGACAUAAACAGUUUAUCUUCCUUAAUAAAAUAUUCUCAUAACUCUGA
Messenger RNA from Frankliniella occidentalis (western flower thrips), 1299 nucleotides. RefSeq names its product peptide deformylase, mitochondrial. NCBI's taxonomy places the organism in Eukaryota, Metazoa, Arthropoda, Insecta, Thysanoptera, Thripidae. Gene Ontology annotation, molecular function: peptide deformylase activity. The coding region runs from base 172 to 924 and encodes 250 amino acids. Gene Ontology annotation, biological process: N-terminal protein amino acid modification; peptidyl-methionine modification. Gene Ontology annotation, cellular component: mitochondrion. The record is from RefSeq and is a predicted model, not a curated record. The transcript has 4 exons.